AUGAGGACCUCUGAUAUACAUUUCGCUGUGAAUGCAUCGGAGACAUGGGUCUACAAGACUCACGACACGGUCGAUGGAGUGAUUCUAUUUACACCACACCAAGAUACCGACAUCGAUGAUAUCAACGUCUCAUUUCAGGGAAAUGCACGAACCGAAGUUGAGAACAUGAACUCGCAUGUCCCACUCCCAUACAAUGAAAUCCGAAAGACCUUCCUUCGCAUGGACAUAGCACCACUCGACUAUUUACUAGACACGAGCAUCCUCAAAUCCGACAAGAAAUAUCGAGUCUCGUUUGUAUUUGUCGUCCCAGACCAACUCCCCAUCCACGCCUGUCACCAUGAAUGCGCCAAUUCUCAAAUCCGUCAAGAACACCUGCACCCUCCCCCAAGUCUCAGUCACCAAAAGCACAAACAAAAUAUCCACGACAUGUCACCAAAGAUGGCAGAGAUUGCAUACAGCAUAAUCUUCACAUUAUGGCAGCGAAGCGGCAAAGGAGGACGAUCCAAGAAACUCCAAGAAGCAACAUAUCCAAUCCAAAUCCAGCCUACACGAGAAGAACACGCUCCAAUCCUGAUCCCAGAGAAGAAUAAAUACUACCAACUCCAUUCUCAAACGACAGUCUCAAAGGCUAAGGGCUUUGACAUUCUUUGGUCUGGAGCCGUGAAGGGAUUCCCCUGA
Molecule: messenger RNA, 678 nt
Organism: Penicillium antarcticum
Lineage: Eukaryota; Fungi; Ascomycota; Eurotiomycetes; Eurotiales; Aspergillaceae
Exons: 3
Coding region: 1-678 (225 amino acids)
Source: RefSeq, a predicted model, not a curated record